Messenger RNA from Scatophagus argus, 5337 nucleotides. It is a transcript of the gene ccnjl, whose product is annotated as cyclin J-like. Gene Ontology annotation, biological process: mitotic cell cycle phase transition; regulation of cyclin-dependent protein serine/threonine kinase activity. Gene Ontology annotation, molecular function: cyclin-dependent protein serine/threonine kinase regulator activity. Lineage: Eukaryota; Metazoa; Chordata; Actinopteri; Scatophagidae. The transcript has 6 exons. Gene Ontology annotation, cellular component: cyclin-dependent protein kinase holoenzyme complex; cytoplasm; nucleus. Bases 1148 to 2431 code for a protein of 427 amino acids. The record is from RefSeq and is a predicted model, not a curated record.
AAUUAAGAAAACCGGGAUGUGAAUGAUGAAGAGAGAAGACCAACAGAGAAACAGACAGCUGUAUGUGUCUUGUAUUGUUGGCAAUAAUCCUGAUUUAUGUCAUGAUUUGGAUAGCUUCCACAUGCCGUUUGUUUUAGCUGCAUAUUGGAGCAUAAUUGGGCACCAAAGAACAUAAAAAUGUUCCCUCUUUGGCAGAUGGAUUUUAAAACAACCCUCUAGUAUUAAACACAUCGCUCUACAGAGUGUUGAACUAACAAUAGACAAAACACCUUUAUAAAUUGACAGAUGAAAUACUGCUACUCUAUGUGUGGCUGUUUGGAUGGUUAUGGAAUCCAUGAGAUGGAUUAGAGGCAAUUAAAAGACAAAAUGUUUUACUUUAAUUUUGUAUAAUUUGUAGGCCUAUAAGUUUUUUGUUUUUAAGUAGGACUGUACAUUCUUAUUAUUAUUGUUACCUCCUUAUCUGCAAUUUUCACAGCAUGUCUUUGAUUAGCAUUAGCUCAUAGCUCAUCUAAAAAUUAAACUGUGUUACGAAUGAGAAAAGGGUGUUUUAACGGGGAGUUUUCAGGUGUAGUUUUUGCAUUGGUGACAUUGUUUUAUUUACCGUACGUUCCGCUUAAUACCAAGGUGAUUCAGUAACAAAAACAACUCAACUGAAAUUAAAACGUAAAUAAUGAUUCGCACGCAGUAUUAAAAUUCAAUGAAACGGUUUUGUGGUUGACGGUGGACAUUUGUAGUUCUGACAUCCAGGGGACUACAACUCCCACGCUGGAGGUGGGGCCGCUCGCAGCGAGCGCACGAGCCUCGCAGCGCAACAGCAGCAGCUGGUGCAGCCGAGGAGGUUACUUUUGUUACAGCGGAGGCACCGGAGAGAAAACAGCCGAGCUAAAUCUCUCGGAAAAGUGUUAUCAGUUGGGGGGGAAACGGUGCGACCUAACCGCCACUUCUCGGGGUUUCACGGUGGCAAGCGUCUUGAGGUCUUGUCGACGGAUUGAAAACGUUGUCCUUUCGCCGAGCAAAAAGAGUUCUUUCUCAAAGUUGAGCCCGAAGAGGAGUUCUCUCGUUCAGGAUGUCGGACUGAGACAAAGGGGUCUGGGGGGCAUUCCCGUAGGAGCGCAGGUCAAACUUGAUUCUUGAAGCCUCCUCCUGGAUGGGAAAGAUGGAGAGGGAGUUGCAGUGGUGGAAAGGACAGCUAGCUGCAGAUAUCCAUCAGUGCCUCCGCAUCAAGGAGCUGAAGCUACCGGUCUACCGGGCACACUCGCCGCAGAUUGGCAUGCGACGGUACUUUGCAGACUUGUUGGCCAUCCUGAGUAAUCGGUACCAGCUAUGUCCCACGGCGCGUCACCUAGCUGUCUACCUGCUGGACUUGUUCAUGGACCACUAUGACGUGGCCGUCAAGCAGCUCUAUGUCAUCGCCCUCUCCUGUCUGCUUCUAGCUAGUAAAUUUGAGGAGAAGGAGGACCGGGUCCCCAAACUGGAGCAGCUGAACUCCUUGGGCUUUAUGUGCAGUCUGAACCUGGUUCUCAACAAGAAGGACCUGAUCAAAAUGGAGCUUCUGCUGCUGGAGACCUUUGGCUGGAACCUGUGCAUGCCUACGCCCGCCCACUUUAUUGACUACUACCUCCACGCCUCGGUGCAGGAGGGCGACCUCUACAACGGCUGGCCCCUUUCCUCCCUCUCCAAGACCAAGGCUUUCAUGGACAAAUACACUCAUUAUUUCCUGGAAGUCUCACUUCAAGAUCACGCUUUCCUGAGUUUCCGACCAUCCCAGGUUGCUUCUGCAUGUGUGGCAGCAUCUCGCAUUUGCCUUCAGAUUUCCCCAAGCUGGACGACUGCCCUGCAUCUACUAACGGGCUACACGUGGGACCACCUGACCCAGUGCAUUGAGCUCAUGCUGCUUGCUCAUGACAAUGACGUUAAGGAGGCCAACAAGACCAAAUCCACUCCUCCUCAUCGACCCUCGUCUCUGCAGUCUCAGUCCCAGACCUCUCAUCUCUCUCCAGUGUCAGCCAUUCAGAGACCUGCCUCCUCCUCCUCCUCUUCCUCCUCCUCCACCUCGUCCACACCACAGCUGCUCUUUCAGCCAGACAGCUUCCCACACCUUUCCCAGCAUUCCCCAUCCCUGUCCCAGCUGCAAGCGCUAGCUGACUCCCAGGCUUUGGGGCCUGUGGUGAACAUGUCUCAGGACUUCCUUCAGAGCCACAGGAUGGGUCUCCUCACUGGGGCUCCCUCCAUGACUCCUGGGGGUGGGUUCCCCUCCUACCCAAGUCUGACCUCUGGUCUUCAGCCGGGGGCUCGCGGGCUGCCUCUCCAGGGCCCCAUUUCUGUGCAGAUGGCCCUUGCUGGAGAGCCACGGCACUGUCUGAGUAUGGCCUACAGCGGGGGCUACCUGGGAGCUCAUCACACUUUCACAGCCGGCUGCUUUGACAGGUGACGCCAGGAGACGGAGAGGGAACAAAAACCCCUGCGGGAGUGCACAGCUAUACUUCCGUGCCAAGUCCCAACCCCGAAAUAUCCUUGUACAGACCUCCUCUCUCUCUCCGUCAGCUCCGCAAUACCUUCGGCUUGUCCAGCUCCCCCGUCUCUCUCACGGAGACACCUCAAACGCAAGCAGAGGUCCAAAGGCAAGACAGACCCAGUAGAAGUCAUCACACUGACGUGACAAAUGCUCAUGUGAAAUAGCAAGGCAUUGCAAAACGUUAUAACCAUAUUCUCCACUGUUUUUUUAAAUAAAUCUGUUUAUUAUGAGACUGUCAUCACUGUGAAUGAGAUGAAAGCAGCAGUGUGAUCUAACACCGACCUCAUUCAGUGCCUGAUCUCAGUUGUGUGAUAGCUGAGCCAAUUUUAGAAGUGCACAGAACGCAAAGUAUCUGUGUUAUGGAUAUCUUGCUGCUUGACAUACUUUUUAAAAUUUCUAAUCCCAAAAAUUGAACGCAUUUUAGGGAGAACAAAUGGACUGGUUUCAUUUGUUGAGCCACCGUUUUGAGAGCAAUAGAAGAAGCGAAAAACAUAUGCUUGUCACUGACUUGGCAGGAAAAACAGAGGCUGUUGUAUGUCGGCGAAAUUUUCGGGUGUGUCCCCUGAAUGUCAGCAAACCACUGAUCCUGCCUUCUCUGUUGGAGCCGAAGGGCCCCUCGGCAUGCAAGCCCUCAGAGUGGACGAAGAAUUCAUUGUUUUGAGCACAGCAGGUGAAGUCUGCAGCUCAAACACAUCUUGAGUUUUGGGGUUUUUUUUGUUUUCACCUCCAAAGUCGAGCCUUGUGGCAGAGCGAUUGAAAGUGUGGCCCUCCGCCUGCUGCAGGCUUUGUCGUACAAAAGUUUUAAUUUCAGUGUCUAUGGCACCACUCAAAGAAUUUAACACAAACUGAUGUGACUGGACCAGCGUGGUGAAGGAGACGUCAAUGUCGGUUGUGUAUUGUACAUUUGAAUUGCUGCUGCCUUUUUAUGAACUGUUGGUUCUGUGUCUGUGUUAAAGACUUCAAUGUUUACAUGAACCACUAAAUAUCAGGGACUUGAACAAGAUUACUUGAAGAUGAUGCCAUUGAAACAUACCAUAGCUUUUAUUUAUGACUUGUUUUUUUUUCUUGCGCUUUAUUGUUUUGUUUUUUUUUUUUUUAUCUCAUUUUUGUUUGAUGUAGUGUAGCUUUUUAUACGGGCUUAGGAACACAAUUCUAGUUGUAUUUGUAUUUGUUCAUAGAAACUGUAUUUGGCUCAGGUUGCAAGGCUGAAACAAGCAGCCUUUCCAUUAUUCUAUGCUAUUAUGCUUUAAAGUGGAUGCUAAUGCAGUAUCUGCUGAGAUUGGAAUAUUCCCCCCUUCUUCAUCACUGGAGCCACUGGCUUACAAGUUAGUAACUGAAUGCAUGAAACGGUCUGUUUGCAUCACAGUGCGACAGCCUCGUGGUCACUGGUUUUGCACACAAACAUCUGUAGCCAGUCAACCGACAGUAAUUGCUUCCCAGAUUUCUAAAGCUGCAAUGCCCAAUCUUCCACUUCCUGUUUGAGUAUAAACACAUCCAGAUUCCUAAUGUCGGUCACAAGGGUUGCCCGCUGGUUACCACGGUGAUGUUAGUGAUAAUGUUUUUUAUGAAUUAAUCUUUCUUGUUGUUUUGUUUAAAUAAAAAAUUGUAAAAUUGACUUGUAUUGUUUCCCACAGUUCAAGGUGAUGUGCUCAAAUGCUGUGUUUGAUGUGAUCAACAGUCGAAAACCUAAGAUGUUCAGAUCGAAGCAUUUAGGACAAAGAAAAGCUGCAAAUUCUCACAUUUGCAAAGAGAAUUUGGGGCAUAUUUGUUUAAUAGAUAACAAUAAGUUCACUUUUCUGCGCAUCCACUUAACUAUCACGGCUGCUCAGUGAGCUUAUCUUUAUGAUCUAAUGGUUGUGAUUUCUCAACUGAGAAAUCACAACUGUUCCCGCAUACAGUGGACAUCUCACUUUGAGCUCCAAACUUAAAAUUUGGCAUUCAGAUGUGUGCAUUUCACAUAUAACACUACACGAAGCCUUCUGAAACUGAGACUCGAACUGAAACGCUCAGACUAUUAUAGUCACCAAUCACCAAAUCUUUCUUUGUUUUCCCGCCACUGAAAAGGACUUGACGAUGUGCUUCUCAGUGAUACUAUGCCUGUUGUUUUAACUUUGUGUACAGCUUUGUUAUAUUUUUUACAUUCCCUUUCAGUGUAUUUUAGUUUAAGUUUUUUGUGAUUCUCCCGAUCAAUGCUGUUGGUGUGAGCUAGAUUUUUUGUUGUUGUUGUUGUUCUUGUUCAACUGCAAGUGUUGGACUUGCUCUUUUCCUCAUAAUUCAUGAGCAACUUCUCACUGAGGUGUCAAAGGUGCAAUAUGUUGUUUUUCUGUUUAAACUGAACACAGCCAUCACUGUCUCGUGUACACCACUGGUUCAUCUUUUGUAAGUUAUUUUUGAUAAUUGUGUGAUUUGACUAGGUUGAUCUCCUCCAGAGGGCAGUGUGGACACAAUGAAUAUGUUGCAUAUUGCAGCCACCGCCUUCGAGUAAUAGAUAUUACUGAAUGCUUUUGUCCUUUAGUGGUUUAUAGAUUUGCCGUGCAUUUUUCCCUCCCGUGAAAGGUGCUGACAUCACUCACACAACACUUGAUAGCAUGAUAGCAAUGAAAUGACACCACGACCUAUCGGUUUAUAUUUUUGUAUUAUUAUUUUGUACCAAACUCGUAGUCUCGGUUUAUUUGACACUGAACGAUAAAAGGGAUUUCUUUUAUCCUAACGUGCCAUGGAAAAAUAAACAUGCAAAUAAACUGAAUUUGUGAUGGGUGUGUUUCUUCUCAGGAAGCGCCUGUAGCCUUUAGGGAAAUGUUGUUCUGCCACUUCUGCAUUGC